AUGGAGGAGCACAACAUCUCAGUUGUUCUUCUGCAGGAAUACGAUUUUGAAAAAAGAUUUGAUGACCAAGAAGCAAUCCAAUGGAUGCAGGAGAACUGGAGUAAGUCCUUCUUUUUCUCACUUCUAUAUGCUGCCUUAAUAUUUGGAGGCCAGCGUGUCAUGAAAGAAAGGAGAAGGUUUGAACUGCGCAGGCCUUUGGUGCUUUGGUCCUUUACCCUUGCAAUAUUCAGUAUUAUUGGGGCAAUCCGCACUGGCUGGUACAUGUGUAACAUACUCCUCUCCAAUGGUUUCAAGCAAUCAAUCUGUGACCGGGGAUUUUAUAAUGGACCUGUUAGCAAGUUUUGGGCAUAUGCUUUCGUCCUAAGUAAAGUUCCUGAGCUUGGUGACACACUGUUCAUUGUCCUCCGCAAGCAGAAGUUAAUCUUCCUUCACUGGUAUCAUCACAUUACAGUGCUGCUUUACACUUGGUACACGUAUAAGGACACGGUAGCUGGAGGAGGUUGGUUCAUGACUAUGAACUACACUGUCCACGCCUUCAUGUAUUCUUAUUAUACUCUGCGCGCUGCAGGAAUUCAAGUACCACGUCCAUGUGCCAUGUUCAUCACAAUCACCCAGAUCUUGCAAAUGAUAAUGGGCACUUUAGUCAAUGUUCUGGUGUAUAAAUGGAUGCAAAAUGGGACAUGCUCAAGUACUCCAGAGAACAUUUUCUGGUCAACCCUCAUGUACUCAAGUUAUCUGAUCCUUUUCUGCAGCUUUUUUUAUGAAUCUUAUGUGAAAAGUCCAACAAAAAGGAAAGGAGAUUAACCUUAAAUCAGAUGCUUUCUUGCCAGCUAACAUUUCCUUAAAUAAAAUGUGACUACAUAGUAUAAAUAUGAGUAAUUUUAUACACAAUUGGUACAUGUCUAUUGUCAAUAUUGCCAUCAACUUGCCCUCAAAGAAUAUGCAGAAUAUGGACAUAAUAUAACAUACCUACACCCGAAGAUUCAUCUGACAGACGUUCCAGGAACAAACAAUGCUGCCUUAAUGGGCUACCAGCAGAUACCUGUCCAACACGUUCCUCAAAGAUAGGUAUUUAUACAUGUUAAUGUUUCUUUUGUAACUUCUUCAGCAUUUGAAUAUACUGUAAGUGAUACACUAAUACAAAAAGACAAAAAUUGAAUGGCACGUCUGGAGACAAAGGUUUUAAACAGAAGUUAUGAAUAAAUGUGAUAGUUCAUGAGAUCUUGGGGAUCACUCUAUAUGGAGUGCACACCCAUACAGUUGUUCAGUGUAUUAAAGGGUUCUCCAGUUUAGUAAAAUGUAUCCCCUAUCCAAAAGGAUAGGGGAUAAGUGUCAGAUCAUCUGCACUGCACUCCAGCUCUCCAUGUGCAUGAAGCAGGGGCUGGCACGUGUCCUCCAUGCAUCUAUAAGGGAGAGCUGAAGCUCUAUACUUGUGUUUCUUUGCCUUUCCCUCAGAGAUGCAUAGAGGGGUGUGUUAACCAUAGAUUUGUGCGCGGGUCAACACAGCUAUGUACAUGGGGAGAGCGGGGCGCAUUUACCUUUGGAUAAGGGAUACAUUUUACUAAACUGGACUACUCCUUUAACUUGAUAUAUAGAAAUCUAGAACUGUUCCAACAUGCAAAUCUGAACAAACCCAUAUCCCUGCAUUGUGCUCCCCAAGGCCUUAGUCAUGUUAUCACUUGGAAUGAGUAUAUGCAUAUACACCUUUAAGAGUACCUAUAGACAAUCUCCCCAAACUUAGAUUUUACUAUUGUUAAAUAGGUGAGGGAACUGAAGAGCGUAUCAAGAAACUGGUAUCAAGAAAGAGGUGUGUGAUCAAGACACUCUAAGCUACUUAAUAAUUGUAAAAUCUCAUUUUCUUGGGUUUGAAAAAGGUUUUCUUUAACUACUGUGCUGAAAUGAAUCGCAUCAAAAGGUUCAUUUAGGCCUCAUAUAUGAGGCAUGGAGUCCCAUGCAACUUUUGUUCUGUGUUGGGUGUUGUAGGUCUAAAGAUAUUCUUCUCCAGAAAUAAUGCAUCUAGGGAAGAACAUCGAUAUGACAUUCACUUAAACAUAUCACAGAGAUAUACAAAGAUACAAUAAAGUUUCUUAUACCUUCAUUGGUGCCCUGUUACUUCUCCAUACAAAAAAAAUGCCAUAAUAUAGCUGUGCUUGAGCCCUAAGUUUCAUAAAAGACUUAAAGGGGUUA
Messenger RNA from Hyla sarda, 2187 nucleotides. It is a transcript of the gene ELOVL3, whose product is annotated as ELOVL fatty acid elongase 3. Gene Ontology annotation, biological process: fatty acid elongation, polyunsaturated fatty acid; sphingolipid biosynthetic process; fatty acid elongation, monounsaturated fatty acid. The record is from RefSeq and is a predicted model, not a curated record. Gene Ontology annotation, molecular function: fatty acid elongase activity. Gene Ontology annotation, cellular component: endoplasmic reticulum membrane; endoplasmic reticulum. The transcript has 4 exons. NCBI's taxonomy places the organism in Eukaryota, Metazoa, Chordata, Amphibia, Anura, Hylidae. The coding region runs from base 1 to 804 and encodes 267 amino acids.